Messenger RNA from Pelagomonas calceolata, 1505 nucleotides. NCBI's taxonomy places the organism in Eukaryota, Pelagophyceae, Pelagomonadales, Pelagomonadaceae. The record is from the annotation of a GenBank genome assembly.
GGCCUCGCACCUUUGCCACUCAGCGGUUACGCGCCAAAGACAUACCUCAAAGACACGCAUCGAUCCCAUCGAUCCGGCACCCGGCGUUGAAGCGCCUGCCACCCGGCCAGGAGCCUGCCACAGGAGGAUGCUGCGGAGAGGACGCUCCCGCACCGCGCUCGCAGCCGCCGCGGCGUUGCUGCCGCUCACCGGAGCCGUCGAGGUCACGGCAGCGCUGGCGCUGCUCCCACUCGCGACAGCCUUCGAAGUAACAGAAGUCAAAGUCCUCGCGUCCCAGCUCCUCCCCGUCGGCUACAAUCUGAGGGACGGCCAGACCCUCAGCGAGCUGUCGGCCUGCCGCUUCGUCGAUACAGAUACGGCGCUCUUCGUCGACGACAAGGGUGCAUUGGUAGAGGCCGACGUUGUACUAGACCCGUUCGAGAUUAAUCCAAUACGGAGGACCGCGCUGCAGCCUUCUGCGGACUCCGAGGGCAUCGCGAUCGAAAGGGACGGCACCGUGCUCGUCUCCACGGAGGCGCACCAGCACAAAGGAAGUGAGCUAAGCGUGAUUGAAGUGGAUCCGAUCACGGGGAGCGUUCUGGGCGCGCCCUUCGCGCCGCCGCAAGAUGCAAUAACAAGGGUCCUCGACAACAAGGGCUUCGAGGCCCUGACGCUCGCUUCUGGUAGAGCUUUGGGCCUCGACGACCAGACUUACGUGGCGACGACGCCGGAGUACGCGCUUAAUGGUGAUGAUGAGACACACCACGACGUCUACGCGUGGUCACUCGAUGAAGGGUCGCUCACGAACCCGCCGCUCCCGUCUUCUACAAUCAGCUACACCGCGUCGGUGCUCGACGGCACGCCUCUGGGAGUCGUCGAGUUCGAGGCCCUCGCCGCGUCGUUGUUGGUGCUGGAACGGACCUUUCAGACGACGAAUACCAUCAGACUGUACGAGGCUGCUGUAUCAGACGGUGUCUUCGACAAAAAACUGUUAAUAGAGUGGGAUGUGAAUGGCAUGAGGACCGGUGACGGGAAGACGAUCAGUUCUUUAGCGGUGGACAACUACGAGGGCAUGUGCCUCUGCCCCGACAUUCAUGGUAGCGAGAGGCGGCUUAUACUCGUCAACGACGACAAUGAUAAUAUGGACCAAAUCGGGACGCAGUUCGUGCUGCUGGCGCUGGCCACCGGUUCAGACACGGUCAUAGAUAGUAACCGGGGCUACGCGUCGUUCCGCCUCUUCCUGAUCGUGGUGGCGAUUGGAAGUUCAAUAGCGGUCUGCUGCGCGGGCAUCCGGUAUGAAGUAAGGCGGCGCAAGACGCCGCACAUCUCGGGCGACCCGGGCGUCAUGCUCUCGAAUUUGCGAUUUGACGCCGAUUUGGUGAUUCCGCCGCGGUUGACCGUGCCGGCGCGGUCGAUGGCUCGCGUUCCCAAAAAGAAGGGCUACGAGAAGAUCGGCCGCCAGGAGUCGGGGGAGAGGGAGCCGGCGAUGGUGUAGUACGCCAGUGUUGUGUAAGUUAUACAGUGUG